This is a messenger RNA of Suillus fuscotomentosus, 582 nucleotides long. RefSeq lists its product as uncharacterized. The transcript is spliced from 7 exons. NCBI's taxonomy places the organism in Eukaryota, Fungi, Basidiomycota, Agaricomycetes, Boletales, Suillaceae. The record is from RefSeq and is a predicted model, not a curated record. The coding region runs from base 1 to 582 and encodes 193 amino acids.
AUGAACACUAUUGAAGAUCUGCAGCAUCGUAAACGAAUCUGUGGUACUGCACCUACUUUGGAGGAUUUGUUGAACCCGAUCAAAGAAGAUGUGAUUGGCCAUACUGGCCUCGAGUUCCCUGGUGGAGACGACGAGAUUAUUGCAGAAGCAACUUGGCAAAUGAUGGAUAAUACUGAAGAGGAUCUUGAGGAUGAAGUUGAUGACUUAUGGGAGCCAAUACCACCAAAGGAGGCCCUGGAUUUGUGCGAACACAUGGAAAAGAAUGUCAAGAAUUACUUGAAUAUACAAGAAUCAUUCAGAACAGUGGGAUGCCCCACCCAACCCCAGCAGCCACCAGUGCACAUGCCCAGUGCACAUCAGCGAAUGCUGACAUGGCUUGAACAUGUGCGGAGGACACUGGAGAGCGCCAGAAGAGUGGAAAGAGGGCCGAGACAGGAAGCACGAGAUAGAGGCCUCAAUCAUCAAGCUGAUAGGUAUCAAGUUCGUAUCAACUUUGCUUGGAUCUGUUUGAAGUACAUGUUGAUCCUCCUUCCAGGGGUCACCAUACAUCCUUUCUAUAAAUCCACUCACAUGUUUUACUAA